Molecule: messenger RNA, 3913 nt
Organism: Cynocephalus volans (Philippine flying lemur)
Lineage: Eukaryota; Metazoa; Chordata; Mammalia; Dermoptera; Cynocephalidae
Gene: SEMA6B
Product: semaphorin 6B
Exons: 17
Coding region: 250-2913 (887 amino acids)
Biological process (GO): neural crest cell migration; semaphorin-plexin signaling pathway; positive regulation of cell migration
Cellular component (GO): plasma membrane
Molecular function (GO): semaphorin receptor binding; chemorepellent activity
Source: RefSeq, a predicted model, not a curated record
CCCCCGGAGCCGACGCCAGCGCGCCCGGGGCUGGGGCUGAGCCCCCUCCCCCAGCGCCGCGCCGCGGGCCCGGGGGCGGGGAGAUCGCGCGCCCCCAGCCCCCCUCCCCACCCGGGAUGCCCGGCUGAGCGGCCCGGCCGGGACAGGUGCGCGCACGGACCCCCCACCCGCGCCCUCCCGCCCUCGCGCCUCCCGCCCGCGCACUCGCGGCGGCCGCGGCUCCGAGGUGUCACCUGCCCGACCCUCGCCAUGUGGACCUGGAGAGCGUCCCCUCCCCGCCUGGCCCUGCUGCUCUUGCUGCUGCUGCUGGGGGGCGCCCACGGCCUCUUCCCCGAAGAGCCGCCACCGCUCAGCGUGGCUCCCAGGGACUAUCUGAACCACUAUCCUGUGUUCGUGGGCAGCGGACCUGGACGCCUGGCCCCCGUAGAGGGCGCUGACGACCUCAACAUCCAGCGGGUCCUGCGGGUCAACAGGACGUUGUUCAUUGGGGACAGGGACAACCUGUACCGCGUGGAGCUGGAGCCCCCCACGUCCUCGGACCUGCGGUACCAGCGGAAGCUGACUUGGCGCUCCAACCCCAGUGACAUAGACGUGUGUCGCAUGAAAGGCAAGCAGGAGGGCGAGUGUCGAAACUUCGUAAAGGUGCUGCUGCUUCGGGACGAGUCCACGCUCUUCGUGUGCGGCUCCAACGCCUUCAACCCGGUGUGCGCCAACUACAGCAUGGACACACUGCAGCCUCUUGGGGACAACAUCAGUGGCAUGGCCCGCUGUCCAUAUGACCCCAAACAUGCCAAUGUCGCCCUCUUCUCUGACGGAAUGCUCUUCACAGCCACAGUUACUGACUUCCUAGCCAUCGACGCCGUCAUCUACCGCAGUCUGGGGGACCGGCCCACCCUGCGCACCGUGAAACACGACUCCAAGUGGUUCAAAGAGCCCUACUUCGUCCACGCGGUGGAGUGGGGCAGCCAUGUCUACUUCUUCUUCCGGGAGAUUGCGAUGGAGUUUAACUACCUGGAGAAGGUGGUGGUGUCGCGCGUGGCCCGCGUGUGCAAGAACGAUGUGGGUGGCUCCCCACGCGUGCUGGAGAAGCAGUGGACGUCCUUCCUGAAGGCGCGGCUCAACUGCUCUGUGCCCGGGGACUCCCACUUCUAUUUUAACGUGCUGCAGGCUGUCACCAGUGUGGUCAGCCUGGGGGGCCGGCCUGUGAUCCUUGCCGUCUUCUCCACCCCCAGCAACAGCAUCCCUGGCUCGGCCGUCUGUGCCUUCGACAUGACACAAGUGGCUGCCGUGUUUGAAGGCCGCUUCCGUGAGCAGAAGUCCUCUGAUUCCAUCUGGACACCGGUGCCAGAGGAUCAGGUGCCGCGGCCCCGGCCCGGAUGCUGUGCGUCUCCCGGCAUGCAGUAUAACGCCUCCAGCGCCUUGCCCGAUGAGAUCCUCAGCUUCAUUAAGACUCACCCCCUGAUGGACGAGGCGGUGCCCUCGCUGGGCCACGUGCCCUGGAUCGUGCGGACCCUGAUGCGGUAUCAGUUGACCCGAGUGGCCGUGGAUGUGGGCGCUGGCCCCUGGGGCAACCAGACCGUCGUCUUCCUGGGUUCCGAGGCGGGCACCGUGCUCAAGUUCCUCGUCCAGCCCAAUGCCAGUAUCUCGGGGACUGCCGGUCCCAGUGUCUUCCUGGAGGAGUUUGAGACCUACCGCCCAGACAGGUGUGGACGCCCCGGUGGAGGUGGUGAGACGGGGCAGCGGCUGCUGAGCCUGGAGCUGGAUGUGGCCUCGGGUGGCCUGCUGGCGGCCUUCCCCCGCUGCGUGGUCCGUGUGCCCGUGGCCCGCUGCCAGCAGUACUCGGGGUGUAUGAAGAAGUGUAUUGGCAGCCAGGACCCCUACUGCGGGUGGGCCCCGGACGGCUCCUGCAUCUUCCUCAGCCCUGGCACCAGAGUCAGCUUUGAGCAGGACGUGUCCGGGGCCAGCACCUCAGGCCUAGGGGACUGCACAGGGCUCCUGCGGGCCAGCCUCUCCGAGGAGCGUGCGGGGCUGGUGUCAGUGAACUUGCUGGUGACAUCGUCGGUGGCGGCCUUCGUGGUGGGCGCCGUGGUGUCCGGGUUCAGCGUGGGCUGGUUCGUGGGCCUCCGGGAGCGGCGUGAGCUGGCCCGCCGCAAGGACAAGGAGGCCAUCCUGGCCCACGGAGGUGGAGAGGCCGUGCUGAGCGUGAGCCGGCUCGGCGAGCGCCGGGGGGGCGGCCCCGGGGGCCGGGGUGGGGGUGGCGGCGGGGCCGGGGGUCCCCCCGAGGCCCUGCUGGCGCCCCUGAUGCAGAACGGGUGGGCCAAGGCCACGCUGCUGCAGGGCGCCCCUCACGACCUGGACUCGGGGCUGCUGCCCACGCCGGAGCAGACGCCACUGCCGCAGAAGCGCCUGCCCACCCCGCAUCCCCACCCUCACGCCCUCGCCCCCCGCGCCUGGGACCACGGCCACCCCCUGCUGUCCGCCUCCGCCUCGUCGUCUCUCCUGCUGCUGGCCCCCACCCGGGCCCCCGAGCAGCCCCCCGUGCCGGGCGAGCUGGCCCCCGACGCCCACCACUACGCUGCCCGGCCCGGCCGAGCCUCCCACGGCGACUUUCCACUCACCCCCCACCCCAGCCCAGAUCGCCGGCGGGUGGUGUCAGCACCCACGGGCCCCUUGGACCCAACGACAGCCGCCGAUGGCCUCCCCCGGCCCUGGAGCCCACCCCCGACGGGCAGCCUCCGGAGGCCGGGUCCCCACGCCCCGCCGGCCACCGCCCUGCGCCGCACGCACACGUUCAACAGCGGUGAGGGCAGGCCCGGUGACCGUCACCGCGGCUGCCAUGCCCGACCGAGCACGGACUUGGCCCACCUCCUCCCCUAUGGGGGGGCGGACAGGACUGCACCCCCGGUACCCUAAGCCGGGGCCCCCCCGACGCCUUGGCAGUGCCAGCCGCGGGAACCAGGAGCGAGAGACGGCGCCAGGACGCCAGGCCCGGGCCAGCUCCGAGUGGGUGCUCAAGACCCCCACCCUGCCCGCGUGGGGGGCCCCCUCCACCACACGGAAGCACAAGGAGCUCACCCUCCCCGCAGCCGGGGCCCGCAGGACACUGAGACAGUUUGGGGGUGGGCGGGCGGGAGGAAUUUGCUACGGAUUUGCGGUUGACCUUAUGCGCGUAGAUUUGGGUUUUUUUGCAGUUUUGGGUUUCUUUUGCAGUUUUCUAACCAAUUGCACAACUCCGUUCUCGAGCUGGUGGCUGGGGGGCUUUGCAGUGGGGAGAGGAGAGGGGCCUCAGCUGCAGACCCAAGCCCCCAGCCCCGACCCCCCUCGAAUGGUUCCCUCCUCAACCCAGGCUCCUGGCGUGUGUGGGUGUGUGUGCGUGUGCAUGCCGUGUUCGUGUGCAAGGGGCCCGGGAGGGAGGCGUACGUGUGCAUGCCCGUGAGGGCUGCUGGUGGCGUGUGCGGCGGCGUGGGCCACACGUGGGGUGUGUGUGUCUCAGUGACAGCGUGGCGGCCCCAGCAGCCUGGGCGUCGGCUGAGCCAACGCUGGAGCUUCCAGAAGGCCAGGGGCUUCCAAGAUGCCGGUUAGGACUCUGAACCCCACCUCUAUAGAGGGCAGGGGGACAAUGCCGGGGUUUCAGGCAGGGAGACAGAUGGGGAGAGCCUGUCCAGAAGUGACAUUGGCAGCAGCUGUCUAAAGGGCUCCGGGGUCUGGGGGGCGGUGAAGGCGGGUGGGCCCCCUGUAAAUACGGCCCCAGGGUGGUCGGAGAUUCCCAUGCCACCCGUUCCUUUGUGACCUCCUCCCUUUGACCACCAGCUGAUCAUGCAUGCCACGUGGCCAGCUGAGUCCUGGACCCUCUCUGGAGUUUGCCUUCCCCGGCCCCCUCCCUAUCAAUAAAACUCUGUUUACAACCACCGGC